Staurois parvus is the source of this 341-nucleotide messenger RNA. The record is from the annotation of a GenBank genome assembly. Lineage: Eukaryota; Metazoa; Chordata; Amphibia; Anura; Ranidae.
AUAUGCUUCAGUUUAAGAUAUUUGACCCAAACAAUAAAAGAUAUGAAGUUCCAGUUCCAUUAAAUAUCCCAAGCAUUCCAACAAGUACAGAGCAAGGAAGACUGUAUGAUGUAGAAAUCGCCAACAAUCCAUUUGGAGUUGUGAUUAGAAGACGGAGCACUGGAACAGUUAUCUGGAAUUCUCAGCUCCCUGGAUUCACCUUCUCAGACAUGUUUAUCCAAAUUUCAAAUCGCUUGCCUUCUUCUUAUAUAUAUGGACUUGGAGAAACAGAGCAUGAGUCAUUCCGAAUUAACCUGGAUUGGAAUACCUGGGGAUACUUUGCUAAAGACCAACCUCCUGCA